GACAUGCAGCUCCUUGUCCAAGCCCAGGAGCUACAUACUCUCAAGGUGACCGGCCAGGAGGUGGUCACCCAGAUCAAGGCUCCUGUAGCCUCACUGGAGGGCAUCGCUCCAGAAGCUCAAGUUGUGCUCUUGGCAGGCACACCAUUAGAGGAUAAGGCUACCCUGGGUCGGUGUGGAGUGGAGGCUCUGAUCACCCCAGCAGUAGCCGGCCACAUGCUUGGAGGUGAAGUCCAUGGUUCCCCAGCCCAUGCCAGGAGAGUAAGAGGGCAGACUCCCAAGGCGGCCAAACAGGACAAACAGAAGGAGACAGGCCGAGCCAGGCGGUGGAUGUAUACAACCGGCGCUUUGUCAAUGUUGUUGCCCACCUUUGGCGAGAAGAAAGGCCCCAGUGCCAAUUCUAAAAUCCAUUGUAGUCCUGGCUUUCCCCCAAUGAGAGUUUUCUAUGACUCCAUAGGUCUCCACAAGACAGCAUGGACCCCAACACCCAAGCUGCUCGCUGACCCGAUAAAGAACUUGCAUAGCCAAAGCUCUGGAAAUGCGAGAAAUAGGACGCUUUCUGCCCACUAA
Messenger RNA from Lutra lutra (Eurasian river otter), 567 nucleotides. Its product is annotated as FAU ubiquitin-like and ribosomal protein S30. The record is from RefSeq and is a predicted model, not a curated record. Gene Ontology annotation, cellular component: cytosolic small ribosomal subunit; ribosome. Gene Ontology annotation, biological process: translation. NCBI's taxonomy places the organism in Eukaryota, Metazoa, Chordata, Mammalia, Carnivora, Mustelidae. The transcript has 2 exons. Bases 4 to 567 code for a protein of 187 amino acids. Gene Ontology annotation, molecular function: structural constituent of ribosome; protein binding.